Pantherophis guttatus is the source of this 2260-nucleotide messenger RNA. It is a transcript of the gene ME1, whose product is annotated as malic enzyme 1. Gene Ontology annotation, molecular function: NAD binding; malate dehydrogenase (decarboxylating) (NADP+) activity. Gene Ontology annotation, biological process: pyruvate metabolic process; malate metabolic process. Gene Ontology annotation, cellular component: mitochondrion. NCBI's taxonomy places the organism in Eukaryota, Metazoa, Chordata, Lepidosauria, Squamata, Colubridae. The record is from RefSeq and is a predicted model, not a curated record.
CUUCUCCCUCUUCCUCCUCCUCCUCCUCCCAAGAGGCGGCCGCCUCAGCAGCCCCGGCCAUAAGCGCCAACCACCGGCAACAGGCGUCUCAUCCGCCGACCAGUGCGGCCCCAACCAGCGAUUCCCCUGCUCAGCAACCGGCCGGCCCCGAGCAUGGAAGCCGCCGCACCUGCCGGGAGGAAACCUAGGUGGACCACCAAGAGGGGCUGCGAUAUUUUACGCGACCCUGCCCUCAACAAGGACAUGGCUUUUACUUUGGAAGAGAGACAGCAGCUUAAUAUUCAUGGAUUACUACCUCCCUGUUUUUUCAGUCAAGACAUGCAAGUUUUCAUCGAACUGAAAAAAUUUGAAAGACAAGCAACUGACCUGGAUAGGUAUAUUUUGCUAAUGGGUCUUCUGGAUCGAAAUGAAAAACUCUUUUAUAAAGUGCUGACUUCUGACAUUGAAAGAUUUAUGCCUAUUGUUUAUACUCCCACUGUGGGUCUGGCAUGCCAACAAUAUGGUAUAGCAUUUCAGAGACCAAGAGGACUCUUCAUCACUUCCCAUGAUCGAGGACAUAUCGAAACAUUGUUUAAAGCAUGGCCUGAAACUAAUAUAAAGGCGAUUGUGGUGACUGACGGAGAACGUAUUCUUGGCCUUGGAGACCUAGGUUGUUAUGGAAUGGGUAUCCCGGUGGGUAAACUAGCACUUUACACAGCGUGUGGAGGAGUAAAGCCCCAGGAGUGUCUGCCCGUUAUGCUCGAUGUGGGAACUGACAAUGAGGAGUUGAUAAAUGAUCCUUUGUACAUAGGUCUGAAACACAAACGAAUCCGAGGCCAGGCUUAUGAUGAUCUUCUAGAUGAAUUUAUGGAAGCUGCAGUUUCCCGGUAUGGCAGAAACUGUCUCAUUCAAUUUGAGGAUUUUGCCAACCAAAAUGCAUUCCGUCUUCUGAAUAAAUAUCGCAACUUAUACUGCACUUUCAAUGAUGAUAUUCAAGGAACAGCAUCUGUAGCUGUUGCUGGUCUCCUUGCUGCACUCCAGAUAACUCAAAAUAAACUGUCUGAUCAUACAGUACUCUUUCAGGGAGCUGGAGAGGCAGCAAUGGGCAUAGCCAGUCUUCUCAUUAUGGGCAUGGAAAAGGAAGGGACAUCUAAAAAAGAAGCCAUAAAAAAGAUCUGGAUGGUUGAUUCAAAAGGAUUAAUUGUAAAGGGUCGUGUUUCAUUAACACCUGAGAAAGAAGUGUUUGCUCAUCAGCAUGAAGAAAUGAAAAAAUUAGAAGACAUUGUUAACAAAAUAAGACCAAGUGUUCUUAUAGGAGUUGCUGCAAUUGCUGGUGCAUUUACAAAAAAUAUUAUCAAGAAUAUGGCUUCCUUCAACAAACGGCCAAUAAUUUUUGCACUCAGUAACCCAACUAGCAAAGCAGAAUGCUCUGCUGAAGAUUGCUAUUACUUAACUGAGGGACGAUGCAUUUUUGCAAGUGGAAGUCCUUUUGAUCCAGUCACUCUUCCAGACGGACGCACGUUUUAUCCUGGACAGGGGAACAAUGCCUAUGUAUUUCCCGGAAUUGCCCUAGGCGUUGUUUCAUGUGGAGUGAGAAACAUAAGUAAUGACAUUUUUCUCCUUACUGCAGAGGUUAUAUGUCAACAGGUAUCAAAGAAGCAUUUAGAUGAAGGCCGUUUAUAUCCACCUUUAGCUGCAAUUCAAGAUGUCUCUCUUAAAAUUGCUGUGAAAAUUGCAGAGCUAGCCUACAAAAACAAGACAGCAACUUUCUACCCUGAACCAGAAGACAAGGAAGCAUUCAUCCGCUCCCAGAUGUACAACACUGACUAUGAAAGCUUUCUGACAGACUCUUAUAUUUGGCCCGAAAAAGCAAUGAAAAUACAGACAAGAAAAGUUUAAGCAGAGAACACAACACUGUAACAAUGGAGCACUCCAGAAAUGAGUUGAUUGCCGUCUUUUGUUAACUCAGAACUCAGUUUUUAGCAGCACUGUGUUUUAAAUCUGUGGGUUUGGGGUUACAAAUGUUAAUGUUCUUUCACUUUAAGCUACAAUCUAAACAUAUAAGCAAAUGAAAAUAAUUUGGGUAUAAUAAUUUCCUUGUUCUUUGGAAGAGUAUCUCCUAGAUUCCUGCUAGGCAACGCUUACGGCAGGAGGAACGUUCAGUAAAAGGUUAUUCUUCAUUAAGUAUCUGUACAAAAUGGUGGUUCUGUUAACUAGUUUUGCUAUUAAAUUCAGAUGAACCAAUACUGUGAUAAAGCAUAUAUCAAUAUGAUUAUUUAAA